UGACUUUCACCAUUUUGUGACAUGUUUCAUGCAUGUUACUGUCUUGUUAGGAUUCACAUCUCUGGAUGUGGAUCGCCAGUGCAUCUUCAGUACGUGUUUACAAUCGUUUUAGCCCGAACAACAGUUGAGAUGGCCGUUCAAUUAUCAGUCGCCCUCCACGCUGGCAGUUCGCGAUGUUAUCACCCUGACGCACGUGACUUCAGCCCUAGGAGGAACGACAACAAUCCGUUAUGGUCUCGUAUUAUUGAAGCAUGUAUUGGCGUAUAUGAUAUUGCUAUGGUCAUAUGUGUAGCACCGCAAUGAACCUUAAAAUCCAGUGCUGAAUGAAUGUCGGUUUUAACUACUCACGUUCAUACGUUUUGUGCGUUACUCAUCUUUAUCUUCAUCUUUAUUUUCUCUAUCUUAUCUUAAGUUUAUCCAUCGACAGGUUCUUUUAAGUGAAAAUCCAUGUGCUCCCUGGUCGACCUUAAUGGGCCUCCCUGAAGUGAGCUGCAGUCUGUGCCAAGAAACCACUGCUGAGAGAUGCUCAUCCUCAGAUUAUUUCACCAGGAUUUGACAGAAGGCACUACUUCACCUGCCGCUCUGUUUCAACAAUAGAAGAACUCAGAUUGAGAUGAGCCAGACGACAGAGGAGUUCAGUCCUGUGUUCUGCUCAUGAACUAAAGUGCCAAUCUCAUCCUGUUAGCUUUUCUACUGAGUAUAAUGCGCUAAGUUAUUCAAAAGUCUGUUAAAGAUAUGAUCAACAUAUUACAUUGUAAAACCAUACUCUGACAAAUGUGCGUAGAAGGCAAGUCGUUUUUUGAAUCACACAAUUACGUUCUUGAUCAUUGUGAGUUUGCAUUUCUCAAGGAAAUUCAGAAGUUCCAUUAAAGACUUAUGGUGGUUGUCAGCAGUGUGACAAAUGAACGUAGUCUCCUGCUGGUUGUAUAACAUCCGGCUUCCUACUGGUUCGACAGGAGUUGUCUCUUGUUUACUUGAGUUGUUUAGAGAAUGUUGGAAUGUUUUGGGUCAGUUGGAAAAGUACCUGUUUAUGCAGAAGAUUAAAGUGUUUUUUUUGGGGGGUUGAAGGACUGAGCUGCUUGAGGUAGACCUUUGUCCAGCCACAUGAACAGCCAGCCCGCCUUUUAUAAUAAUGAGGCUGCAGUCUGCGUACGUGUACCGGGAGUCAGCUGAACUGUGGACUGCAGGACGUGUCGAUGGAGUGGAUUUGUUGGUCCGCCUCGUCAGACUUUUUCAGAAUCACAGCAGUGGCUAAUGAUCUACCAGAGGGUUUAUAUAAGAGUGUGGAGCAUGUGAGAACUCAGUAGUGGAUCGGGGUUUGCCUUCAGACUACCUGACUGAGGGCAGACAUGUUCCUGUUAGGGUCCACAGUCCUUUUCAUGGUCCUCCUGCCAGCUCUGUCCACACCAACAGAGGACUGGCAGAGGGCCACUUCUAUUUAUAAUUUCUCAGCGUAUGACAUCGAUGGCAAUUUGGUCUCCCUUGAAAAAUACAGGGGAGAUGUUGUCAUCAUUACCAACGUUGCCUCUAAAUGAGGCAAAACCCCAGUAAACUACUCUCAGUUUACGGAGAUGUACGCCAAGUACGCUGAGAGAGGUUUACGCAUCCUUGCCUUCCCUUCAAAUCAGUUUGCUAACCAGGAGCCUGGCACUAACGCUCAGAUCAAGCAGUUUGCUGAGUCCUACCAUGCCAAGUUCGACAUGUUCAGUAAGAUUGAUGUGAACGGUGAGAACGCCCAUCCUCUGUGGAAGUGGCUGAAGGAGCAGCCCAAUGGAAGAGGCUUCAUGGGAAAUAGUAUCAAGUGGAAUUUCACCAAGUUUCUGAUCAACAGAGAAGGACAAGUAGUGAAGAGAUAUGGACCCAUGGAUGAUCCCAGCGUGGUAGAGCAGGACCUUCCUCUGUAUCUGUAGACCCCCCCACCCCCCAAGCCGGAACGAUGAAGACCUCACUUACACACUGACACACGAGUGUAUUAUCUCCCAGUCACAUGUUCAUUCAUUUCCUUACUUCUCCAAGCAUUGGUGGGUGAAAGUUUGGUUACCUACCCCCGACCAGUGACGGUGUGUCCAUAAACCUGUGUGGCAGGCAGGACAGACCUGAUGACAAAACGGCGUACAAACCUACGGGGAUAAUUGCCAAGGUCAUAUCACCAAUGUUAGGAAGGAGAGAAGAAAUAAUGAAACAUGUUUUCGACGACUGCAGUAUGUGCCUCUCUUUCCAUAAUAAAG
Molecule: messenger RNA, 2228 nt
Organism: Synchiropus splendidus (mandarinfish)
Lineage: Eukaryota; Metazoa; Chordata; Actinopteri; Syngnathiformes; Callionymidae
Gene: gpx4a
Product: glutathione peroxidase 4a
Exons: 7
Biological process (GO): response to oxidative stress
Molecular function (GO): glutathione peroxidase activity
Source: RefSeq, a predicted model, not a curated record